CACUAAAGAAAGAUAGAAAUAUGAUUGAAUCAAUUUAUGUCAAAGUAUUGAUCAAAUUUCACAAUUUGACAAUUGACAACAAAAUCUGACGUAAGACGUUUAGUAAUCAAGGUAGUUUUUAUUAUUAUUAAAAAGAAAACAGGAAAUAAAAGUCCAAACAAGAAGAUUACCAGGAACUAAAAGUAAAAUGUAUAAUCAAAAAAUGUUUCAACGUUAUUUGAAUACCUAAACUCCACUUUAUCCAAAAUAUGUCUUAAAGUAAAAUGGAACUUAAAGUUUGGGUGGAAGGUAUACAACGUAUAGUAUGUGGCGUUACAGAAACAACGACCUGCCAAGAUGUUGUCUUUGCCCUUGCCCAUGCUACUGGCAAAUCGGGAAGAUUUACUCUUAUUGAAAGGUGGAGAAAUAACGAAAGACAACUGUCUCCUCAUGAAAACCCUAUGAAAAUUAUUAUGAAAUGGGGAGAAUAUUCAAAUGAUGUUCAGUUUAUCUUACAACGUAGUGACAGCGUUAAAACUGUUCAACCCACCAAAAUUAAAAGUUCUGGUGGUGGUAGUAGUAGCAGCACACCAACACAUAAUUCUAGUGGGUUAGAUUCUUCUGAUCAGCAGAAGGAUGUAAAUAAAUCAUUCAGUGGUAGUUUUUUACCAAAUUAUGAAAAUGUGGGAAUAGUCAAGGGAAUUCCACAAAUGAAACCCGUUUCUUUGGAAGUAAGAGAAUCUCUUUCAAAUUCAUCAAGCAGUUCUCCAAAAAAACGAAACUAUUCCAUAUCUGGUUCUGAUAUCUCUGAUAAUUCUAGUCAAAGGGUAGCCCCUCCCUAUAAAGAUCCUCCUGCCCCGCCCCCCUAUAGGAAUCCACCGGCACCCAGCUCUGCCAUUUAUCAAGAUAAAUUUAAAAAGGAACAAAUAAAAAAAGAUAAAGAUGAGAAUAGGAACAAAAUUCAAGAUAGUGUUUUAUACAAUGCUCAAUAUCGAGAGUUAGUAGCUCUUAUUAACUAUCAAAGAGAUAAAUUGUCAAGUCAACAAGCUGAUCUAAAUAAGUUCGAUGCUGAAAUUGUAUUUUUAGAAAACAAAGAAAGAGAAAAGCAAAGACAGUUGGAUUUCAUAGCUCAGGAAAUUUUAGCAAUAACAAAUGUUAGCAAAAACAACCAAGAACAAAUGCAAGCUCUAAGUUAUGUAGAAGAAGAGAGUGAAAUUGUAAAACAACAAGAAAAAACACUUCAGUCUGAAAUAACUUUAUUGAGAUCAAAAUUAGCAAACUGUGAAACAGAAUUGUUGCAAUGUAAAAAUAAAAUAAGAUUGUUAAUGGAUGAAGUCCAAAUGGAACAAAGAUCUCAAAGUCGAAGGCAAGAAUCUCUCAAACAAUUAGAACGAAACAUACUGUUAGAAGUAGAAAGAUUACAAAAAGAUAUUGAAUUAGCAAAGCAAAGUGCUGAUUUACACCAUUUAACUGCAGAAACAUUAAAACGUGAAGUUGCUUCACUGGAAACCGCAAUCCACGAAAAGAAAAAGCAAGUAGAACACUUGGUACAUGAGAUGAAAGAAGCAAACCUUGAGAGUCUCAGUAUAGUACCCCCAGAGGAUAUUAGGCAAAUUUUGGAGGGUCCCACGAAAUCUGGAAGUACAAGGCGAAUGAUUGGCUCCCCAAGGCAGCUUGAAAAUGCUGUACCAACGAAUAAGAAUCCACACGGCGUUUGGGUUUAGGUACUUCUCAUUUAAUCUGUACUAAUAAAAAUAAUUUACUAUCAACAUAUUAUUGAUAAUGUUUAAACCACUCAGUGCACAAAAAUAUGUCUUAAUUUACACAUGCAACCAAAACGUUUUCUAAAUUAGUAUUUUGAGUGAUAUAGGAUAAUAAAGGAUGCAUGUAUUGUCAAUAGCUUGGUCGAAAAAGGCAUAUCUAACAAAAUCGAGUUUUGAGAUAAUCGAGAAUUUGUACAAAAAAUUCUUUUUAUAAUUCAAAAUUUGCUAGAGUAUUCCAAAAAAGCAAU
Psylliodes chrysocephalus is the source of this 1990-nucleotide messenger RNA. The record is from the annotation of a GenBank genome assembly. Lineage: Eukaryota; Metazoa; Arthropoda; Insecta; Coleoptera; Chrysomelidae.